UAUAAAAGAGAAGCUAACUAACCUAACAAUGGGUUUAAAUAAGUUUACAGGCAAUAAUAGAGGAAUUAAAAACAAACAACUUCGCGAAAUAUAUGUAAGAGGAACCGAAAGAAUAAUAACAUACGCAGCACCAGUAUGGUACAAAUGCACCAACAAUCUUCUUAAAAGAUUAAAAUCAACACAAAGAAAACCCUUAUUAUCAAUAACUAAGGCGUACAAAACUGUAUCCAAUAAUGCAUUAAAUGUUUUAGCAAAUUUGCCACCAGUUCAUUUAAAAAUAGAAAAGGAAAUAGAAAUCAAUAAUUUCGAAGCAGAAGCAGUAGCUAUUACAAAAGCAUUAGAAUAUAUAACUCUCCAGAAUAACUCAGCUAGCUAUCAAAUUUUAACCGAUAGUCUAUCUACAUUGCAGGGAAUUAGCAACCCAGACAACUUAAACCCAUAUAUAUACCAAAUUAAAGAAACAAUUAGAAAAGUAAACAAGAACCAUAAAAUAAUAUUAACGUUUAUAAAAGGACAUAGUGGAAAUAUUGGAAAUGAAUAUGCAGACGACCUAGCUAAAAAAGCCAUCCGAUACGGGGAAGAAAUAGAUCUCCCCAUAUCCAAAAAGUUUAUUAAUAGUCAGUUAUAUAAACAAAUAUAUAUAAAAUGGAAUAUUGUAUGGAAUCAAGAACCCAACCUUUAUAAAAGCUAUAUUAAGGAAUGGAUCAAAAAUAUUACGGAAAUUCCAACCUUAUUUUUGGCUGUGCUUCCUUGA
Messenger RNA from Dermacentor albipictus, 754 nucleotides. The record is from RefSeq and is a predicted model, not a curated record. Lineage: Eukaryota; Metazoa; Arthropoda; Arachnida; Ixodida; Ixodidae.